AUUUUCGUGCGGCUAGUUCCAGUACUGCGUUACGUUUUUAAACAUGUAGAGUCUUCGUUAAAUCCCUAUUUCCUCAUAAGCACAUCUGUCAUAAUAGUUUAAAGAGUAGAUCAUCUGAUUUCUUCUGGUUAUGUGUGAUCCAGAAAAUCCAAGUGAUAAUUCCAUUGUAAAUACUGGACGUCUAAAUAACACUCCGGUUGGUAAUAUUACUUUGAAUUCUAUUAUGGAGUCGAUCAUUCGGCAACGACAGCUUUGUGCUGAAAACAUUCUAAAAAAGAGUUAUGAUGUUGCUUUCACUAACUCCCAUAAUGAUUUCUGGUUCGAUUUGUUUACUCAAGCAUUUCUUUCACCGGCUUUGGAGAAUUCAGUCGACGGACCAGGAGAUGAUCUUCUGUUUUUUGUCCAUCUUAAACAAAAUGAUAGAAAACCAGAAUUGAGUGUAUUUCGUAGAAACAGUUCAAAUCUUCCAAAAUUGACAGAUGAUUAUGUCGAUUGGGAGGAAACAGUGUAUCUCAACUUACUCAUGCAAUAUUUUGUUUAUGUUGUGACAGUUGCUGUAUGCACUCGUACUGGACCUCAAGAGUGGCAAAUUUUAAAGAAAUUUUCUCAAACUGUUUAUGCAUCUCCUAGCCAUAGACAAAUGAAUAUGAAAGGAAGUUAUGAAGAAAUAGUUUACCCAGAUCUUUAUUUUACGAUUGAUAAUUAUGAAGAGGCAUUUGGCGAAUGUGUUCUGCGAGAUAGCGAAUGCAUUAAUGUUGAAUUGACCGCUUAUGAUCGUUAUGGACGUGUACAUGGUGUUUGCUUUCUUGGCACUGUUUCCUAUGAUACCAUUAAACAAUUUUAUGACCGUUCAUCCGAGGCAUGUAAAUCAACCAAUCUUGGCCAUUACGAUUUUUUACCAGGGACCCAUUUAGAUAGAACCAUUCCUAACAACCAAGAGUCUGAGCAUCUUCAAAACAUCCACAUGGAUGCUAUACCAACAUUGCACCCAUCACCUUGGUCUGUUAAAUCUGCUGGAGCAAGUCUACACACAAGUCCUGUUCGACGAUUCAAGGAUAGUGUAGGGAGUAAAUAUGCGAGUCCGCGGACCAGUCAGCAAGAAUUCUCACCUAUAUUCACCCGUAAAUGUAAAUUUAGAUCUGUAAAUACAAUAAAUUUGUAUCAGGAAUCGAAACCAUCAAAGGUCUCAGAAAUUCUUAAUGCAUUUACAGGUGUGAUGACGAAACAGUCUUUAGGUAAUGCUCAUCGAACAAAAGAUACUUCUAUAAAUUCUACGAAUAAACCAAGUCAUAAAAACUCUACUAAUAUUAUAAUGUCACUUCCAACUAUGUAUGACGAUCAUCACUAUAACAAUGACCGGUUUGGACAUUUUGAUUUAUACAAAGGUCAUUUAUAUGAAAAUCCCCUCAUAAUAUCUGAUUGGAACGAUAGUUCGUUUGGACAAGCAUGGUCUUGGUUCAAGGAAAGAAGACGAGUUACUUCAGUUAGCCUAAUUGCUAGUCCAACAUUUAUCACACUCCCUUGUCAAAAUAUCCUUGUUGAACUGCUUGAAGUCAGAAGAGAACCUAUCCUCAACUUUACCAAUCAGUAAGUUCCAUAAAGUUGUCAGUUUAUGUGAAAAGCUACUUGUUCGCCGAAGGGUUCCGUUGUAAUAUUAUCCAUCGGUUAGAAAAUUUCGCAAGUUCAAAUCCAGUACAAACGUUAGAGCCAUUUAAUUUCGCCUAAUUCCAAACUUUAUGCCUAUUAUUUUAUUAAAACCAUUUCUAAUUUAGACAGUUUUGUUGUUUUAAAACGUUACUUGUCUUUCUAAUGUUGAAUCACGUUUUUUAUGCAUGUUUAUUACAAUUUAAUAUGAUUU
Messenger RNA from Schistosoma intercalatum, 1858 nucleotides. Lineage: Eukaryota; Metazoa; Platyhelminthes; Trematoda; Strigeidida; Schistosomatidae. The record is from the annotation of a GenBank genome assembly.